CUUGAGCUUACGUGUCGACCUGCCGGCAUUUAAGUGCGUCCGUUUCUUACGCUUUUCCUUUUCUCCCCCAACAACUUUUUCUUGUCCCUUCUCAAAUAUGUCCUCAUCUGAUAAAGCUAAACUCUUACCCAACGCUGGUACUGAAGACCAAGAGGUCGAUCCCAACCAUGAUCCCGCCACCGCUAUCCUGCGCCGCAAAUCAGCACCUAACAAGCUUAUGGUGGAUGAUGCCACAAAUGACGACAACUCUGUAAUCACUUUAUCCAAUGCCACCAUGGAGAGCCUUCAGCUCUUCAGAGGUGAUACCGUUCUCGUCAAGGGCAAAAAGAGACGUGACACUGUCUUGAUCGUCCUUGCUGAUGACGAAGUUGAAGACAACAAGGCCAGAGUCAACAAAGUCGUCCGUAAUAACUUGCGAAUCCGAUUGGGUGAUAUCAUCAGCAUUCACCCUUGUCCAGAUAUCAAAUAUGGCAAGCGUAUCCACGUCUUGCCCAUUGAUGAUACUGUUGAGGGUAUCACCGGCAACUUGUUCGAAACCUACUUGAAGCCCUACUUCUUGGAAGCCUAUCGACCUGUCCGUAAGGGCGACUUAUUCCUCGUCCGUGGUGGUAUGCGUGCUGUAGAAUUCAAGGUCGUUGAAACUGACCCCGCAGACUACUGUAUUGUUGCUCAAGACACAAUUAUCCACUGUGAAGGUGACCCGAUCAAGCGUGAGGAUGAAGAGCAGAACUUGAACGAAGUUGGUUAUGAUGACAUUGGUGGCUGCCGCAAGCAGAUGGCUCAGAUUCGUGAAUUGGUUGAGCUUCCCCUGCGUCAUCCCCAGCUCUUCAAAUCGAUCGGUAUCAAGCCACCCCGUGGUAUCCUCAUGUACGGUCCUCCUGGUACUGGUAAAACCCUUAUCGCAAGAGCCGUUGCAAACGAAACCGGCGCCUUCUUCUUCCUCAUCAACGGUCCUGAGAUUAUGUCGAAGAUGGCUGGUGAGUCUGAAAGCAACUUGCGCAAGGCCUUUGAGGAAGCUGAGAAGAACGCUCCUGCUAUCAUUUUCAUUGAUGAAAUUGAUGCCAUCGCUCCCAAGCGUGAAAAGACCAACGGUGAAGUUGAGCGUCGCGUCGUAUCACAGUUGCUGACUUUGAUGGAUGGUAUGAAGGCUCGCUCCAACGUUGUUGUCAUUGCUGCCACCAACCGUCCCAACUCGAUUGAUCCCGCCCUUCGCCGUUUUGGCCGUUUCGAUCGUGAAGUCGACAUUGGCAUCCCUGACCCUACUGGCCGUCUCGAAAUCUUGCGUAUCCAUACCAAGAACAUGAAGCUUGACGACGAGGUCGAUUUAGAACAAAUCGCUGCUGAGACCCACGGUUAUGUCGGUGCUGAUAUGGCCUCGCUCUGCUCUGAAGCCGCUAUGCAACAGAUUCGUGAAAAGAUGGACUUGAUCGAUCUUGAAGAAGAGACCAUCGACGCCGAGGUGCUCGAUAGCUUGGCUGUCACCAUGGAAAACUUCCGAUAUGCCUUGGGCGUUUCGAACCCAUCUGCUCUUCGCGAGACUGUCGUCGAAGUGCCCACUGUCAAUUGGAACGACAUUGGUGGUCUGGAGAACGUCAAGUUGGAGUUGCAGGAAACUGUCCAAUACCCUGUCGAGCAUCCUGAAAAGUUCUUGAAGUUCGGCAUGAGCCCCUCCAAGGGUGUAUUGUUCUACGGUCCCCCUGGUACUGGUAAAACUAUGCUUGCCAAGGCCAUUGCCAACGAAUGCCAGGCCAAUUUCAUCUCUAUUAAGGGUCCCGAGCUGCUCACCAUGUGGUUCGGUGAAUCUGAAGCCAAUGUUCGUGAUGUGUUCGACAAGGCUCGUGCUGCCGCUCCUUGUGUGAUGUUCUUUGAUGAAUUGGACUCCAUUGCAAAGGCUCGAGGUGGCUCUAUGGGUGAUGCUGGUGGUGCCGGUGACCGUGUUCUCAACCAGAUCCUAACAGAAAUGGACGGUAUGAACGCAAAGAAGAACGUCUUUGUCAUCGGUGCAACCAACCGUCCAGACCAAAUCGACCCUGCACUUUUGCGUCCUGGUCGUUUGGAUCAGCUCAUCUACAUUCCUCUUCCUGAUGAGAGCUCACGUAUGAACAUUCUUCAAGCUCAGCUUCGCAAGUCUCCUGUUGCUCCCGACGUUGACUUAAACUACAUUGCCAAGAACACCCACGGCUUCUCUGGUGCUGAUAUUGGCGAAAUCUGCCAGCGAGCAGCCAAGCUUGCCAUUAGAGAAGACAUUGAGCGUGAAAUCCAAAAGGAGAAGGAGCGCAAGGCCAAGCAGGAGGCUGGCGAAGACAUUGGCAUGGACGAAGAUGGUGAAGAUGAUGAGGGUGUUGCAUAUAUCACACGAGUACAUUUCGAAGAAGCGAUGCGCUUCGCACGUCGGUCUGUCAGUGAUGCAGACAUCCGUCGCUAUGAGAUGUUUGCCCAGAACAUGCAGCAACAGCGUGGUUUUGGCACGUUCAAGUUCCCCGAAAGCGGCAACAAUGCUGGCCAGCCAAUGGAUGGCGUAAGCGGCACUGGUGAAAGUGGAUUCGGCCAAGAAGGUGGCGACGAUGAUUUGUACGCGUAAAGACCGGGCGCGCCUUGAUAUAUAAGAAGAAACUACCACAGAAUAAACACCCUCACUCUCGCACUCUCAGACAAGACAAGACACAACAUCUCUCCAUCCCAAACACAAUGCUUUCUUUUUCUUCCUUUCUUCCUUUCUAUCUUUUCGUUAUUCCUUUUGACAAUUUACGAUGAUUUGGAAGAGCAACCCAAAAAUAAACUCCCAUAAAUUUGCGUAUACGUGAAAGAAGCCUAUUGCGGAUUAUGCCAUUAAUGGGUGGUUGUUAUGGGUCUUGUCAAAAAGAAUUAUCUGACCGUGUCUCCUGACCGUCGUUUAUCAUCUGAUGCGUUCAUUACAUUCGAUGGGGGGGGGGAGAGAAUCUUGACUUGAAAACCG
Zychaea mexicana is the source of this 2956-nucleotide messenger RNA. RefSeq names its product transitional endoplasmic reticulum ATPase. Gene Ontology annotation, cellular component: nucleus; cytosol; VCP-NPL4-UFD1 AAA ATPase complex. The coding region runs from base 98 to 2581 and encodes 827 amino acids. Gene Ontology annotation, molecular function: polyubiquitin modification-dependent protein binding; ATP binding; ATP hydrolysis activity. Gene Ontology annotation, biological process: mitotic spindle disassembly; retrograde protein transport, ER to cytosol; autophagosome maturation. Lineage: Eukaryota; Fungi; Mucoromycota; Mucoromycetes; Mucorales; Lichtheimiaceae. The record is from RefSeq and is a predicted model, not a curated record. The transcript is spliced from 8 exons.